AAACAAACCACCAUCAAUGACCGAAACCCACUGCUGAAAAACCCACAACAACAUUUGUAGAACAAAAAACACUGCAAGAGAAUGAUGCAAAAGAUGACAAACCCGGUCUCUUUCCCAGAAAAGGAUAGCAACAACACCAACAAUGCAGAGCCAAGCAAUGCAGGAAGACCAAUAAAGUUCAUUUACUAUGAUGAAAGUGGCAAGUUUAAAGUGCACCCAGAUGCCGUUGAUGCUCUUAUGCAAAUUAAAGGACCCAUUGGUGUUGUUUCUGUUUGUGGGCGUGCAAGGCAGGGUAAAAGCUUCCUUUUGAACCAGCUUCUUGGUACGAGCACUGGAUUUCAAGUUGGGUCAACCCAUCGACCUUGCACUAAAGGGAUUUGGAUAUGGAGUGAACCUUUGAAGAGAGCUGCAUUGGAUGGAACUGAAUACAGUCUUGUACUGCUGGACUGUGAAGGGAUUGAUGCUUAUGAUCAAACAGGGACGUACAGCGCCCAGAUAUUCUCCUUGGCCAUCCUCUUAUCAAGUUUGUUUGUUUACAACCAGAUGGGGGUUAUAGAUGAAGCUGCACUCGAUUGUCUCUCUCUGGUCUCUGAAAUGACCAAGCAUAUUCAUGUCAAAGCUUCUGGAGAAAAAGACACUGUCCCUGAUCUUGGGCACUUCUCCCCUGUCUUUGUUUGGCUUUUGAGGGACUUCUACUUGGAUUUGAAAGAGGAUAAUACAAAAAUAACACCCUGCAACUACCUAGAGCUGGCCUUGAGACCAGUGCUGGGUAGUGGAAAGGAUGUAGCUGCUAGAAACAAGAUUCGCGAGUCUAUUCGAGCUCUUUUUCCAAAUCGAGAGUGCUUUACUCUUGUCAGCCCUUUGAACAAUGAAGCUGACCUGCAACAUCUUGAUCGAGUUUUGCUGGACAAGUUUAGGCCAGAAUUUCUAUCGGGGCUCAAUAUGUUGGCAAAAUUUGUUUUUGAAAGAACUAAGCCUAAGCAAGUUGGAGGCACUGUUAUGACAGGACCUAUUCUUGCUGGUAUUACAAAAUCCUUUCUGGAUGCUCUUAACAGAGGGGCUGUUCCUACAAUAUCUUCCUCGUGGCAGAAUGUAGAAGAAUCAGAAUGCCAAAAGGCAUUCGAUACAGCCAUUGAAGUUUAUAUGUCUGCUUUUGAUCGCACAAAGCCUGCUGAUGAAGUUUCCCUACAAGAAGUGCAUGAUGAAGCAGUUCAGAAGUCAAUUUCUGUGUAUAAUGCUAGUGCUGUCGGAGUUGGUUCUGCUAGACAAAAAUAUGAAGUGCUUCUUCAGAAUUUCUGUAAAAAGGCAUUUGAGGAUUAUAAAAGAAAUGCAUUUAUAGAGGCAGAUAUACAAUGUUUAAAUGCUAUACAAAACAUGGAACGGAAGCUGAAAGCAGCUUGUCAAGUUGAUGAUGCACAAAUUGAAAGAGUUGUCAUAGUUCUUGAUAGUCUUCUAUCUGAGUAUGAAGCAUCAGUUCAUGGUCCAGCAAAAUGGCAGAAGUUGUCAUCCUUCUUACAACAGAGUUUGCAGGGUCCUAUUCUCCAUCAUGCUAAGAAGUUGAUUGAUGAAGCUUCAUCAGACAAAAAUGUCCUUAUCUUGAAAUGCAGCUCAAUGGAAGAUAAGAUGCAAAUGCUUCAUAAGAAGUUGGAAGCAAGUGAGAAAUUCAAAACAGAAUAUCGAAAGAGUUAUGAAGAUGCUAUAAAUGACUUGAAUAAGGUCUCUGAAUGUUACAAGAGCCGUAUAACUGAUCUGGAGAGGAAAUGCAGCUCAUUGGAGGAGAGGUAUUCUAGUUCACUUGAAAUGCUGGAUUCUGCAAAGCAGGAAUCCUUGGAAUGGAGGAGAAAAUAUGAAGAGACAUGGAAUAAGAAGGCAGUUAAAGACCAGGUUAAGGUGGGAACCAUGUCGGGGGCUCAUGAAGCAGAAGCAAGACUUGCUGCUUCUCAUGGACAAACUCAGUUAGCAUGGAAAAAGGCCGAUGAAUGGAAAGAGAAGUAUGUUAUUGCAGUUAAUGAAUUCAAGGCUAACAUAGAGAAGGAAAAUGUACUGCUGGAAUAUCCAAUUGAGGAUGUAAACUGCAGAGAAGAAGCUCUGAGUGCUGAGUCAUGCGAUAGCUUGGCAGAAAAGCAGGACAAUGAAAUUAAGGUCAAGAUAGCAAAGCUUGAGGAGGCUGAGCAGAAAAUAACCACUUUGAAUUUGGACUUGAAGGGUGCUCAAGAAAAGAUGGACAAAUAUGAGUUGGAAUUAUCAGCUCUGAAGCUUCAACUCAAGAACUUGAGUGAUAAGUACGAGUCUGUCAAAACUGUUGCUCAUGCAUUGGAGAUGCAAGCUCAGAUACUGGUACAGGACAGAACCCAAAUGGAGCAAAAGUACCUCACUGAGUCAAAAAGGUUUGAGGAAGCUAAUGAAAGGUGUAAAGUCACAGCAGAGGAAGUUAAGGUGGCAAAUAAGUUUGUUGAAACAGCACAAUCAGAUGUACUGGCUGCUCAAAAUUCUAAGUGGGAUGCUUCUCAGAUUGCAAUAGAAAGACUUGCCCAGAUGGAAACUGCACAAAAGCAGAUUGAAGACUUAGAGAGACAAAAGGUGGAUCUUACCAGUGAAGUUGACAGGUUGCGUAUAUCAGAAGUCAAUGCUAUAUCUAGGGUCGCUUUACUAGAAGCUAUGGUUAAAGAGAGAGAUCAAGAGUUAGAGGCAUUGAAAAUGAAAUGCGAACAAAGAUUAAGCUCAGUGCUAGGGGAAAAUAUAAUGGCAAAUGGGCCUUCUUUACAUGCGGAACUGCAGCAGAGAAAACUAGUUUCACCACAGGUGGAGUUAUCUCCUGACCAUUCAAACGAAACUGCAUUGGGUUCUGAGAUGAAAACCAUUGCUUGGGGGAAACGUUCAAGGCUGAAAGUUCUGAGUGCGGGUCAGGAUUCUGUCCAGGAUAUGGAUAUUGAUGAAGAAAUAGCAAGGGAAUCAAAAAAACCAAAAAUGGCCCUGCAAAAAUGCACGACAACAGAAGUUGAGAAUUCUGAUGUCAAGGCUAAUGAAGACAGUGAAGAUCGAAAGGCUGGUUCAAGGUCCUAUGUUAGGUUAACCGUUCUGAAGAUGCAGCAGGAGCUCACUGAACUUGGUUUUGGUGGAGAUUUGCUUGAGCUGAAGAGCUCCAAGAAGAAAGAUGUCUAUGCUCUAUACAAAAGACUUGUCCUGAAGAAGUAACAUUUUUUUUGGGUUUUGACUAAAAGAAUGGUUCUUAUCUGUAUAGAGGAAGUUAGAAGGACUUAUUAAUUUCGCUUGAAGUUGGACCAGUGAAGUCCUUUGACAUGUUGUCUGUUAAUACUGUAAUCACACAGUUGUGGGCUUUUCUUACCUAAAGCUCCCAUUGCUAGUGCAAUGAAAUUGGAACUUCGAUCC
Messenger RNA from Populus trichocarpa (black cottonwood), 3390 nucleotides. RefSeq lists its product as uncharacterized. The transcript has 14 exons. The record is from RefSeq and is a predicted model, not a curated record. Gene Ontology annotation, molecular function: GTPase activity; GTP binding. The coding region runs from base 82 to 3195 and encodes 1037 amino acids. Lineage: Eukaryota; Viridiplantae; Streptophyta; Magnoliopsida; Malpighiales; Salicaceae.